Trichoderma breve is the source of this 2103-nucleotide messenger RNA. RefSeq names its product dnaJ domain-containing protein. Gene Ontology annotation, molecular function: transmembrane protein transporter activity; RNA binding. Gene Ontology annotation, biological process: post-translational protein targeting to endoplasmic reticulum membrane; SRP-dependent cotranslational protein targeting to membrane. The transcript is spliced from 4 exons. Lineage: Eukaryota; Fungi; Ascomycota; Sordariomycetes; Hypocreales; Hypocreaceae. Gene Ontology annotation, cellular component: Sec62/Sec63 complex. Bases 1 to 2103 code for a protein of 700 amino acids. The record is from RefSeq and is a predicted model, not a curated record.
AUGAGCUCAGACUACUCGUACGACGAACAGGGCCAGUUCUUCCCUUUCUUUAUCCUGACCGUUACCGGCCUGGUCACCUUUCCCUUGACGUACAGUCUUUUCCGUAAAAGCACCGACAACGAUGCGCUUGCGCCGCGCAUCAAGUCAGAUUACACAUCCAAGCAUGGCGAUGUUGUAACGUCGCUGCGUGCGGCGCAAAAGAGGAAGCAGAGGAAGAUCAAGCGGGCCAUCUUCGUCGUUUUGGGCUGGGCCCUCAUGGCGGGCAUGGUGUAUCUCAUCAUUGUGACCCAGACGAUUGUUCCCAAGAUUUGGAACCCUUAUGAUAUUUUGGGCAUCUCAGAGUCAUUUACCGAAAAGCAAAUCAAGUCUCACUACAAGAGGCUAUCCGUCAAAUUCCACCCGGACAAGGUUCGACCGGAUCCCUCCAAGAAUGAGACGCUGGAGAUGCUCAACGACCGAUACGUGGAACUCACAAAAGCCUACCAAGCCCUGACAGAUGAGGACGUCCGAAACAACUACAUCCAAUAUGGUCAUCCCGAUGGCAAGCAGAGCUUUAGCAUUGGCAUUGCGCUGCCUCAGUUCAUCAUCGCAGAGGGCAACGGCAAAUACUUGAUUCUGCUCUACACUGGUCUCAUGGGUAUUUUGCUGCCUUAUAUGGUUGGCUCAUGGUGGUAUGGAACCAAGCGAAUGUCAAAGGAAGGCGUCUUGAUGGAGAGCGCCAACCGCCUGUUCAGACACUACAACGAAGAGAUUGAUGAGGGUGGCAUCAUUACCGCCCUUAGCACUGGCAAGGAGUUCGAAGCCGUCCUCAAGGGAGACCAGGCUGAAUCGGGCCUGUCCAAGGUCGAAUCCCGGAUCACAGCCGAAGGCGAAUCCGCACCAUUUGCCUGUGGAUUCUCUGUUAAGGACAAGGAGAAGCUUGAAGACCUGGACAGCGGCGUGCGACGCAAGGUGCUUGCCUUGUUGUGGGCUUACCUUGGCCGUGUCGAGCUUGACGAUCCUGCGCUGACCAAGGCCAAGUUUGAAGUCGGUGCGAUUGCCCGAACAUUGAACCAGUCUUUUGCUGCGAUUGCGAUGGCAUUUGGCAGCAUUGGCCCCAUCGCAGGGUCUUUCAAAGCCAACCAGCAUCUCAUUCAAGCCUUAUCCCCCAAGUCUUCUCCUCUCCUCCAGCUCCCGCACAUCAACGACAAGGUUGCUGCCGCCAUCGAAGGCGACUCAAAAUCCCACUUGACUGUGCAACAAUUCAUGGAUCUCCCCGACGCCGAACGAAGACGACUCGCCAUUGGCAAGGAUCUCCUCAGCGAAGACCAGUACAAGGAGGCCAUCAGCGUUGGCAAGCAGCUUCCCUACUUCCGUGUUGCCAAGGCAUUCUUCAAGGUUACCGGCGAAAAGGUCAUCAUUCCUUCAUCUCUAGUUACACUGGUCAUCAAGGGCCGAUUCAUUCCUCCCGGCACCGAGUCGGUUCCCGCCAUUGAUGAGCUGUCGCUGGAAGAUAUUGACCCCGCUGAAGAUGAUUUGGAUGCUCUCAUGGGACGCAAGAAGAAGACGAUCAAGGGCGCCGAUGGAAAGCCCAUCACCGUCGAAGAUAACUCUGUCCUGCCGCCUCUGACUUUUGCCCCUCACUAUGCCCGAGACCACUCUCCCAAAUGGUACGCUUUCCUUAGCGACUCCAAGCAGGAUAAGAUGGCGGUUCCUCCUUUCACCUUUGAUAAGUUUGAUCAGCCCCUCUUUGAUGAGGAGGGCAAGCCCACCUUCAACAUGCAGACUCUCAAGGCUCAAUUUGCUGCUCCCCCUCAACCCGGCCAUUACACUUUCUGCAUGCACGUCGUUUGCGAUUCCUAUGUUGGCUUUGAUACCAAGAUGGAGGUUACUCUCGUUGUAGAGGACGCCAGCAAAGCCGCCGAGAUGGAGGCUGAGGACGAGAUCAGCGAGCCGGAAGAAGAUUCCAUUGCUGGACAAAUGCGAGCCCUCAAGACCGGCCAGCCUGCUGGCGGAGCUCCCAAGCCUAGGCGGAACAAGGACAGCUCAGAUGAAGAGUCAGGCACCGAUGAGGAAGAGGAUGACACAAGUGACACGAACACUGACACGGAAGACGAGAGCUGA